This is a messenger RNA of Pecten maximus, 2638 nucleotides long. RefSeq lists its product as uncharacterized. The coding region runs from base 105 to 2564 and encodes 819 amino acids. The transcript is spliced from 6 exons. NCBI's taxonomy places the organism in Eukaryota, Metazoa, Mollusca, Bivalvia, Pectinida, Pectinidae. The record is from RefSeq and is a predicted model, not a curated record. Gene Ontology annotation, molecular function: protein binding.
CAACUGUCAGCAGGACGGACGAUACCGCACCAUUUCCGAGUGGAAAUUCGGUUCUUUAAGAAAAAGUAUUAAAGGCACGAUAAGUUUUGUUGUGCGCUAAAAAAAUGAAAAAAGCUUACCUAAAUAUUUUACUGGUGGUUUAUUUUCAGAGUUUGUGUUUAGCUUCGUCUUUCUCAAACCACAUUUUUUUCUAUCGAUCUACAACUGCCAAUGAGACAGGUAGUAUCUGCCUGUCAUGUCCACCAGGGACAUAUGUCGAAGAAGUAUGUACCUUUCCAAAAACAACGGGGCGAUGCCAGAUAUGUCCAGUGGGUUAUUUUCAACCCUUCUACACAGGUUCCACUUCCUGCAGCCCAUGUGUGACCGAAUGUCUCGACACACAUAUGGAAGAAAAUUCGAAUCCAUUCCCAGCUGUAUGCAAUUCGACAAGAAAUUUUUGUUUGUGCAAAAACCAAAGUUGUAUACUCAAUAGCAAAUGCCCGCCUGGAACAGAACCUGCUAUUCCAGCAACAAAUUCUCAACACACCACAUGCAGAAGCUGUCCAGAGGAGACGUAUUCGAACGUUUUUUCCAGAACAGAAAUGUGCAAACCUAUGACGAAAUGUAAACAAGAUGAAGUCGUCAUUAUUGAUGGAAAUAAGACUCGCGACAGUGUCUGUAUACCUCGCUAUCAAGAUACCGUGUACCUUUCCAACUUCAAAACAACGUCUCAGCCUUCACGUGUCAUUGUCACUAGAUUCAAUGAUACGGAGAUUUUGAACGCAGUUUUUAUAUGUACAGUUUGUAUGUCUGUUUUGAUAACCGGUAUAGCUGUAUUGACUGCUUGUAUGCUCAAAUACCGCCGUUUAAAACGAACAGAAUCUCCGGCAUUUCCGGAGGAAAAGCAGGAGUGUUUAAGUACUUGUGAAUCGGACUGCUUGGAAGAGGAUCGCAUUUGUUCUGACUCUCGCAUCUUACAUAAUGAUACAAAGAACAAGCAAUGUAGCGUCCGCAUUGAGAGGAAUGGCGAUCGUAUUUUUCCUGGCGUUUGUCUCGAUCGUUCUCCGGAGAAUAUUAGCGAUGAUAACAACGUUCAUUUAAAUGUAUUUUAUUUAGGAUCGUCACCAGAAUGUUUGCUACUCACUGAAGCUAAAGCAAUACCUACCACUCGUCCGUCACCGUUGUCGCUUGAAAAUGAAACGUCAUUUACUCUAGCUAAGUACAAUGAAUCUGAAGAAACUGUUCUAAUCACAGAUAACGAUGAACUAUUUGGAGAGGCGGAGACGUUUCAAUGUUCACAUCUACCAGCACAGAAGACAAUUUUGUCAACGGACUGGCAGUGGGGUGAACGCAUCACAAACCAAGGAUGCAGUCUACAGCUUCCAAAUUCAGAUAUCAUCACAACCUUCCCACCAGGGGUUCUUUCGGAUUGUGGCAGUUACGCGUAUUGUCAUAAAGCCGUCCAUAAUAAUAUUCUGCGUCUGGCUGCUGAACUGUGUUUACCAUUUGAUACCGUUAUCACAAGCCCUUCUCCCGAAUAUCAUAUGAAAACGACUCUUGCCAAAUUUGUCCAAGUAAACAUUCCACAUCGAAUGCGAAAAAACUAUAAGAACAUCGAAGUACUAAGUUUUUCAAAACAAGCUGGCAGUAAAGUGAAGUUAGUUGAAGUACCAAAGUACUACGACAGAUCCGAAGCUGAUGACAAACUUGAUAUGUUUUGUGUGAUCAAUUCUGAAUCAGUUGAUAUUCAUACCAAGCAUUUCUCAGGCUUCGUCUGCACUUUAUGCAAGAAGUACAUUGAAUACAAUCUCAGUGCAAGCAUUUACGGACGAAAAGGAUUAAUAGACAACCGUAUUGUGAUACUAGAUAUAUUACUGUACCUGAAAGGCGCAAAGUCAUCUAUUGCUGAUUUUGAGGCCAUCGUUGAAGAUAAAGUCGACGAAAGGUUUCACCACCUAGAAACAACACGAGUGAAACUUCUUACACAACAUGAACAACGGAAGGGAGGACAACUACAGUUCAAUUUCGGUUUGGUCAGCGAAUCAGUACAAACCUGGACCCACCGGAAAGCUGAAAAUGGAGACCAAUUUGUCGAUACCUUGGUGUUGGCUAAUCCAGAGGAUCUCAUGUUAGAAUGUGAAAAACAUAUCAUCUGCUGUCCCGGUACGAAAUGGUACCUUCAAAGACAGGGGAGGAUCAAGUCGAACUGUGACUUCUACGUUAAAAUUAUCCAUAAAGAAAAACCUCCAACAGCCCUGAGUACAUUACAUCAUAUCAACACUUACAUCCCAGCCUGCGAGGAUUUCUGUAUUUCUGGUGCUCUCUCUUUUGCUUCGGAGUCAGCAGGAGUUGUGAGUGUGGGUGCUGCUAGCAGCCAAGCUAGUCAGCUGCCAGUUCCUCCAUUUGGAACCCAUACCAGCAAUGUCAACACUGAAGAUGUAUACAGACAGAAUACUGCCACUAUCCCUGGAGCAAUCACAGACGUCGUACUGACACUGAACAGGCACCUAAGCCAACAAGAUAGCCUUCAACUCGUCAAGCACAUGGGGUGUCUUGGGCACAUUCCCCCAACAGAAGACAGGUAAAACAUGGGAGAAAACACUCGACAAACGUUUUUGAGUAUCAUUUGAAUGGCAAGAAAUUGGGGAAGAUGAGUGAU